Molecule: messenger RNA, 4642 nt
Organism: Miniopterus natalensis
Lineage: Eukaryota; Metazoa; Chordata; Mammalia; Chiroptera; Miniopteridae
Source: RefSeq, a predicted model, not a curated record
CCACAGAUGCAUAUCACAGAACACUGUUCCCCAGCUGGGGUGUGAGGUGACCUGCGUGCUCUCACUGGCCGAUGGCCUGGUGCAGCCUCAGGAGUGUUGAUGGCGGCUAUGAAGGUAUCUGUUCUCGUUCCUAACCCAGCACCUCGUCAUUUCCCAGCUUCCUGGACAAGCUAACUAAUUUGUACAGAAUUUACACAAAAAGAUAGGUUUUGCUUUAUUUCAUCUGAUACCCUAUUUCAUCUGACCUCCAAAUGCCCAUCUCCAGUGGCUGAUCAGGCAUUUCUAUUGGUGCUGGAGCCUUAUGGUCAGGACUUCAGGCCUGGGACAGGCCUCAGGAGGGGUUGCGGGGAGGAGAUAGCACUGAGGCCCCGGACAAAACCAGUCAGCGUCCAGACUGCUUCCCAGGCCUGUGUUGGUUCCUCUCGUGUUUCUUUUUCAUAGCCCUUUACACCUGUCUUUCCUUCCCUCUCUCGUUCUAGCCUGUCAUUUUAUGGAAAUGAAGCAAUUCUAAGACUUGAGAUUUGGGUUCUGUGAUCUUAAUUUUAAAAGCAGAUACACGAACAUAAUUCAUUUUGAAUUUUUGCGUGUAGUUAUGGAAAUAUAGUUAAUCUAUAUUGCUUACUAUGUUCCAAGUACUGUCCUGGUGUUUACAGCUGUGAUAUCUAUAAAAGCCUGGGGUCGCCCAGCAGCCCUGUGAGAUAUUUACCCAGUCGGAGACCCACCAGUCGGCAGCUGCAUCAUUUACGUGCAUACUCUUCUGCGCUUGUGUGUUCUCUAGUCUCCUUGUUUCAGUGUCCGUCUCAGCCCCAUGUUGUCUUCAGACAGACUAUUGAGUAACAAGUUGUUUUGUCUUAGACUGACUGGGAAGAAAUUCCUGCUGGCCAGUUUGCAGUGGCGGUGGGUUGGGGAAGGCUUACCAUGGGGAGCCUGGCCCACUCUGGGUUUUUCUGAUUCCUGGUGAAAGGCCUUCCUCUUUGUUUUUGUUCUGCAUCAUUAAAAGUGUUUUUAAAAGUUCAUUUGAAAUCAUCCAUGAUUGCCAGGAAUCUGUUGACAUGUCUUGACUGUGGACAGACAUGAAGACUUAAAUCUUCCCAGUUCUUUCAUGUGUAAGUUUGGAAGCAGGCCAGGGGUAUGACUUCCUUUCUUCACAGUGCAAGCAUUCAGAUUAUUGCCUCUGCUGCUGGAAGGGUGGUCAGUGUGCUAAGCUAAUGGAUGAACUGUCGUUCUGUCAGUAAGUCAUUGGACAAAUCUCUCGCUCGGACAGAAUUACUGGGAGAUGUGCUCAAAGACCGGCCCCAGGAAGCGGAUGGGAUCGACUCGGUGAUUGUGGUCGACAAUGUUCCUCAGGUGGGACCUGACCGGCUGGAGAAGCUCAAGAACGUCAUCCACAAGAUCUUCUCCAAGUUUGGGAAAAUCACAAAUGACUUUUACCCGGAGGAGGAUGGGAAGACGAAAGGGUACAUUUUCCUGGAGUACGCAUCUCCUGCCCAUGCCUUGGAUGCUGUGAAAAGUGCCGAUGGCUACAAGCUCGACAAGCAGCACACUUUCCGAGUCAACCUCUUCACCGAUUUUGACAAGUACAUGACAAUCAGCGAUGAGUGGGAUAUUCCAGAGAAACAGCCCUUCAAAGACUUGGGGAACUUGCGUUACUGGCUUGAGGAGGCGGAGUGCCGAGAUCAGUACAGUGUGAUCUUUGAGAGCGGGGACCGCACCUCCAUCUUCUGGAACGACGUGAAGGAUCCUGUCUCCAUCGAAGAGAGAGCGCGGUGGACAGAGACAUACGUGCGCUGGUCUCCUAAGGGCACCUACCUGGCGACCUUCCAUCAGCGAGGCAUUGCUCUCUGGGGGGGAGAGAAAUUCAAACAGAUUCAGAGAUUCAGCCACCAGGGGGUUCAGCUCAUUGACUUCUCACCUUGUGAAAGAUACCUGGUGACAUUCAGCCCCCUGAUGGACACACAGGACGACCCUCAGGCCAUCAUCAUCUGGGACAUCCUUACUGGCCAGAAGAAGAGAGGCUUUCACUGUGAAAGCUCAGCCCACUGGCCUAUUUUCAAGUGGAGCCAUGAUGGUAAAUUCUUUGCCAGAAUGACACUCGACACCCUCAGCAUCUAUGAAACUCCUUCUAUGGGUCUCCUGGACAAGAAGAGCUUGAAGAUCUCUGGCAUCAAAGACUUUUCCUGGUCUCCUGGUGGUAACAUAAUAGCCUUUUGGGUACCUGAAGACAAGGAUAUCCCAGCGCGGGUCACCCUGAUGCAGCUCCCCAGCAGACAGGAGAUCCGAGUCAGGAACCUGUUCAAUGUCGUGGAUUGUAAGCUGCACUGGCAGAAAAACGGAGACUACUUGUGUGUCAAAGUAGAUAGGACUCCAAAAGGCACCCAGGGUGUUGUCACAAAUUUUGAAAUUUUCCGAAUGAGGGAAAAGCAGGUACCUGUCGAUGUGGUGGAAAUGAAAGAGCCCAUCAUCGCCUUUGCCUGGGAGCCUAAUGGGAGCAAGUUCGCAGUGCUGCACGGAGAGGCCCCUCGGAUAUCUGUGUCCUUCUACCACGUGAAGAGCAACGGGAAGAUCGAGCUCAUCAAGAUGUUCGACAAGCAGCAGGCAAACACCAUCUUCUGGAGCCCCCAGGGGCAGUUUGUGGUGCUGGCUGGUCUGAGGAGCAUGAAUGGCGCCUUGGCAUUUGUGGACACGUCGGACUGCACGGUCAUGAACAUUGCUGAGCACUACAUGGCCUCCGACGUGGAGUGGGACCCCACGGGCCGUUAUGUCAUCACUUCUGUGUCCUGGUGGAGUCAUAAGGUGGACAACGCCUACUGGCUGUGGACCUUCCAGGGCCGCCUCCUGCAGAAAAACAACAAGGACCGCUUCUGCCAGCUGCUGUGGCGGCCACGGCCCCCGACACUCCUGAGCCAGGACCAGAUCAAGCAAAUUAGAAAAGACCUGAAGAAAUACUCCAAGAUCUUUGAACAGAAGGAUCGUCUGAGCCAGUCCAAAGCCUCGAAGGAACUGGUGGAGAGGAGACGCACCAUGAUGGAGGACUUCCGCAAGUACCGGAAGAUGGCCCAGGAGCUCUACAUGGAGCAGAAAAACGAACGUCUGGAAUUGCGAGGAGGUGUGGACACUGACGAGCUGGACAGCAACGUGGAUGACUGGGAGGAGGAGACCAUUGAGUUUUUUGUCACAGAAGAAAUUUUUCCUCUUGGAAGUCAGGAGUGACCGAGAGCACUGUGCGCCACCUCGUGCCGGAACCGGGUCAUCCCUGCAGACAGCCUGCGCGGUUCUGAGUUCCCUAUGCUUCCUACUCUCGACCUACUGCGCCUGGGAUGCCCGUCUCCAGAGUUGUGCCUUUCACCCCUGGCGUCCGGUGGGCGGUUUUAAGGCACUGCUCUCAGUCUUCUCCUGUUUGGUUUCUACGUCACCACCAGUGUUUGUUACUGAGACUCCACCUCGGCCUCCCUGCGGGGACUCUGUCCCGUGGGCGUGGACACUGCAGGGGAGCAGUGUGCCUCCUGUGUCCCCGCCUGCGUGGCACCUCAGCCAUGGGCCCGCAUUCAGGUUGUGGCAGGUCUCAGUGGGCUGAACGUGGAAAUAAAGCAAACCUGUACGAACCAGCUGUCUUUCCUCGUCUUUAAACGUAGGUAGCGACUGAUCUAGUGCCUCUCCCUGCCCCCGGCAGUAAGGCCACUGCGGGGCUCGGUCCCUCGGUCACGUGCUCAUGGCAGCCGUGGCAAGCAGGGACACCCCCUUGUGGUUCUGUCCUGUGUGCAGCCGAGCUCUGGGAAGUAACGCACUGUCCAGUCCAGAAACGGUGUGUUCCGGUGUUUUCCGUGCUUGUCACCUGACCUGACAGAAGACCCCGCUGACCCUCCCUGGGAGGCCUUCAGGUUUGGAGUUGUGUCGAGCUGUCACCUUAGCUGCUAUUUUGUGGUCCUCUGAAUACUUAACUUCCCCACUGAGAAGGGAGUGAGCACAGCGUGUGGUUCGGCCCACUUUCAUUGGCUGUGGCAGCUUCUGACCGACCGGCCUUGUCUCCCGGGGCCCGGAGCUCAGUCUUUGAGCAGUGAGGCAGGGACGGGCCCUCGGAGUUCACGAUGGCUGCGAUGUGUACGGGCCUCUGACGUUCUGUGGUUGGAGGAUCAGCUGUGUGGGCCAGAAGGCGGGACGCCUGCCCCCGUCGCUCGGCAGGUUCGUGCCGACCUCCUCGGGCUCCACAGUGACUGCUGGAGCCCGUGGCUGCCCAGCUAACUCUGGGUCCCUGAGGGACACGUUUGUAUUUGUCCUUGGAGCCUUAAGUGUCCUGUGCACUGGCCGCUGGUCCUUGGCUGUCGGUGCAGGUGUCAUUCCUGUUUCUCUCCUGUUCAGACUCCGUGCCGAGACUGGUGCUGCUGACUUCAUGCUGGGAACAGGAAAAGGCACAUGGUUCUGUCAUGUUGGCAGAUUUAACAGCAGGAAAAGGCACAUGGUUCUGUCAUGUUAACAUUUAACAGCACAUGGUUCUGUCAUGUUAACAGAUUGAACAGGAAAAGGCACACGGUUCUGUCACAUUAGCAGAUUUAACAGCUUUCGAAAGAUGAUCUUUUCACGACUUUAAACUUGCUAGUUGUAAUUGUUUUACAUAAUUUGUAAAUAAAAGACUUUAUGAAACACU